CUCCUCUCCCAAACCCCCCUCCAUUUCCCAUCACUCUCCCUCUCUUCACUCCAAAACGACACCAAAUCAUGAACAAGGGCGGCAACCCACGGAAGAGGCCACCACCGCCUUCUUCACACCAGCCAUCUCCGGCUUCGAAGCACCAAGCGACGACUCCGACGCCUCCCCCACCGUCGACGGAAGAAGAUUUCGUCGACGAAGAUGUCUUCUUUGACGAAACCCUUAUGGGGGAAGAAGACGUGGAAUCCCUAAUUCUACGCGACUUCGAGGAACGUCAAGCUCUCGCUUCUCGUCUUUCCAAGUGGGCUCGCCCUCCUCUCUCUGAUGCCUACAUUUCCCAGUCUCGUAGCAUUGUUUUCCAACAAUUGGAGAUUGAUUAUGUGAUUGGAGAGAGUCAUAAAGGUUUGCUGCCUGAUUCUUCUGGUCAAGCUGCCAUUAUCCGAAUUUUCGGGGUUACUGGAGAAGGACAUAGCGUUUGUUGUCUUGUUCAUGGAUUUGAGCCGUAUUUCUACAUUAGCUGCCCUCCAGGAAUGGGUCCCGAUGAUAUCUCACAUUUUCAUCAAACGCUUGAGGGUAGGAUGAAGGAGAUGAACAGAAACAGCAAGGUACCGAAGUUUGUUCGACGUAUUGAAUUGGUUCAGAAAAGAAGUAUUAUGUAUUACCAGCAACAAAAGUCUCAACCUUUUCUCAAGAUUGUAGUGGCAUUGCCAACAAUGGUUGCUACCUGUCGUGGCAUUCUUGAUAGAGGCAUACAAAUUGAUGGCCUUGGUAUGAAGAGCUUCAUUACAUAUGAAAGCAAUGUUCUUUUUGCACUGCGUUUCAUGAUUGAUUGCAAUAUUGUUGGUGGUAAUUGGAUUGAGAUACCGGCUGGUAAAUAUAAGAAGACAGCAAAGAAUAUGUCCUACUGCCAAUUGGAGUUUGAUUGCUUGUAUUCAGAUUUGAUUAGCCAUGCCCCUGAGGGGGAAUUCUCAAAGAUGGCUCCAUUUCGCAUAUUGAGUUUUGAUAUAGAGUGUGCUGGUCGCAAAGGUCAUUUUCCAGAGCCUUCUCAUGAUCCUGUAAUCCAGGUAGCAAAUCUAGUUACUUUGCAAGGAGAAGAUCAGCCAUUCAUUCGUAAUGUCAUGACCCUUAAGUCAUGCUCCCCAAUAGUUGGUGUUGAUGUAAUGUCUUUUGAUACAGAAAAAGAAGUCUUGCUUGCUUGGAGGGAAUUUAUCCGUGAAGUGGACCCUGAUAUUAUAAUUGGAUAUAACAUUUGCAAGUUUGAUUUGCCAUAUCUUAUUGAGAGAGCACAAACACUUGGAAUAGCAGAGUUUCCGAUACUUGGCCGCAUCAGGAAUAGUAGGGUUCGUGUAAAAGAUACAACAUUUUCUUCUAGACAGUAUGGAACUAGGGAGAGCAAAGAAGUUACUGUGGAGGGGAGAGUUCAAUUUGAUUUGCUCCAGGCUAUGCAAAGGGACUACAAACUAAGUUCUUAUUCAUUGAAUUCAGUUUCAGCACACUUUCUAUCUGAGCAGAAAGAGGAUGUUCACCAUUCAAUAAUAUCAGAUCUUCAGAAUGGAAAUGCUGAGACUAGGAGGCGUCUUGCUGUCUAUUGUUUGAAGGAUGCUUACCUUCCCCAAAGGCUUUUGGAUAAACUAAUGUAUGUUUACAAUUAUGUUGAGAUGGCUCGUGUCACAGGUGUGCCUAUAUCUUUUCUUCUUUCUAGAGGACAAAGCAUCAAGGUACUUUCUCAACUUCUUAGGAAGUCGAAGCAGAAGAACCUUGUUAUUCCAAAUGUCAAACAAGCAGGAUCUGAACAGGGAACGUUUGAAGGUGCAACUGUGUUGGAAGCGAAAGCAGGAUUCUAUGAAAAGCCAAUUGCAACACUGGAUUUUGCGUCUUUGUAUCCAUCAAUUAUGAUGGCAUAUAAUUUAUGCUAUUGCACAUUGGUGACUCCUGAAGAUGUUCGCAAACUCAACCUCCCACCAGAAUGUGUUAACAGAACUCCGUCUGGUGAAACAUUUGUUAAACCAGAGCUACAGAAGGGGAUACUUCCAGAAAUAUUGGAAGAGCUAUUAGCUGCUCGUAAACGAGCAAAAGCUGAUUUGAAGGAAGCAAAGGAUCCACUUGAGAAAGCUGUUCUAGAUGGCCGACAGCUGGCCUUGAAGGUAAGUGCAAAUUCUGUAUAUGGAUUUACAGGAGCUACUGUUGGUCAGUUACCAUGUUUAGAGAUUUCUUCGAGUGUUACAAGCUAUGGUCGCCAAAUGAUUGAGCACACCAAGAAGCUUGUUGAAGAUAAAUUUACAGUGCUAGGAGGCUAUGAACACAAUGCUGAGGUUAUAUAUGGGGACACAGAUUCGGUGAUGGUACAAUUUGGUGUGUCUGAUGUAGAAGCAGCAAUGAACUUGGGGAGAGAAGCUGCAGAACACAUCAGUGGAACUUUUACAAAAGAAGGGGAAGUGUUCUGCAACUGUCUGAGCCGUAAUGUGUUACACUUGGUUAUAAUAUUCUGCAAGAAAAGAUAUGCUGGUUUAUAUUGGACAAAUCCACAAAAGUUUGACAAAAUGGACACUAAAGGCAUCGAAACUGUUCGAAGAGACAAUUGUUUAUUGGUCAAAAACCUUGUAACUGAAUGCCUGCACAAAAUACUGAUUGAUAGAGAUAUUCCUGGUGCAGUUCAAUAUGUCAAGAAUACCAUUUCAGAUCUUCUCAUGAAUCGGAUGGAUUUGUCACUUUUGGUUAUUACUAAGGGUCUGACAAAAACUGGAGAUGAUUAUGAGGUAAAAGCUGCUCAUGUUGAACUUGCUGAACGUAUGCGCAAGCGAGAUCCUGCGACUGCUCCAAAUGUUGGGGAUCGGGUGCCUUAUGUCAUUAUUAAAGCUGCAAAAGGCGCCAAGGCUUAUGAGAGGUCAGAGGACCCAAUCUAUGUGCUAGAAAAUAACAUCCCCAUAGAUCCUCAAUAUUACCUUGAAAAUCAAAUUAGCAAGCCACUUUUAAGAAUUUUUGAGCCCAUUUUAAAGAAUGCUAGCAAGGAACUUCUCCAUGGGAGUCACACAAGAUCCAUUUCCAUAUCAACUCCGUCAAACAGUGGAAUAAUGAAAUUUGCAAAGAAACAACUUAGUUGUAUUGGCUGCAAAGCGCUAAUUUGCAAUUCAGAUCGAACACUCUGUUCACACUGCAAGGGAAGAGAGGCAGAACUUUAUUAUAAAACAGUUUCUCAAGUGUCAGAACUUGAGGAGCUUUUUGGGAGGCUAUGGACACAGUGCCAAGAGUGUCAAGGCUCUCUUCACCAGGAUGUGCUCUGCACUAGUCGGGAUUGUCCAAUAUUUUACCGGAGAAAGAAAGCACAGAAAGAUAUGGUAGAAGCCAAGCGGCAGUUGGACCGGUGGAACUUUUAAGUCUAUAACAGGUUGUUUUCAGCUGCUCAAUAAACGCAUCUUCCCGUUAAUGAGCAUUUCACAGGCUGUGUAUGGAUUCCCUGGUAUCUCAACAAUUGAGUCAAGAAAACCUCUAGAGUGUUUCUAUCCCAAAGUUUAAAGUUAAAGAUUAGAAACCAGGCGGAGCUUCUCUUUUUUGAAAUAAAGAAAGUUGAAAAUCUGGACAUAAAGCUUUAUCAGUUAAGAUUCUUCAGUUUUCCUUUAAAGCUUCUGUUCCUCAACGCCUUUACGAAUUGCAGGUUUUGGCUUGUGCAAUGUUGAGCGAUGUCAGCAUUUUCUGAGGUCUAUUUUCAAUUUUGCUGUAUCACGGUGUGCAGUGGUGCAUGUAAUGCUAAUGUGCUAUUAUCUAUAAUCUUUUCCGUAUUUCAGUGCACAAAAUCCCUACUUUGUAUCAUUACAUGCAUUAAGUUGGUGGGUAGGCGAUGCUGCAACGUGUUAUAUUCCCAUUACCUAUUAUGAUACAUGUUUAUUCACCUUGUUUUUACUA
Molecule: messenger RNA, 3900 nt
Organism: Gossypium raimondii (Peruvian cotton)
Lineage: Eukaryota; Viridiplantae; Streptophyta; Magnoliopsida; Malvales; Malvaceae
Product: DNA polymerase delta catalytic subunit
Exons: 31
Coding region: 69-3374 (1101 amino acids)
Biological process (GO): DNA-templated DNA replication; nucleotide-excision repair, DNA gap filling; DNA replication proofreading
Cellular component (GO): delta DNA polymerase complex
Molecular function (GO): DNA-directed DNA polymerase activity; 3'-5'-DNA exonuclease activity; DNA binding
Source: RefSeq, a predicted model, not a curated record